UGCAACUCCCAGAAGCCUUUUCUCCAGUCGCCGAUAUAUCCUGAGAUUCCAUUGGCUCAUUGCACUGUCAUUAGCCAAUAGUGUUUCAGAAUACUGCCCUUACAAACUGCCACUUCCCAACGGUCCAUUAAAGAAACUGUGCAAAAAGCGAUGGGAUCCGGAGAAAGCACGACCAGGAGAGUUUCUUUCGGCCUAGAUGAGGAUGACAGGGUGAGGAUUCUGCGUGGAGUGAAGCUGUCUGAAGACGUCCUACAGCGCAUGAGGAAUGCCAGUGCUGAUCCAAGUCCACCUGUCAACAAUAAAGAAAACCUAGGUCAGCAGGCUCGAACGUCCAGCACAUCUGACCCACAACCUCCAAAAACACAAGCCAGGGCGACUUUUCCUGAUACUAAAGAGGAGCUCAGGAAGAGGUAUGAGCAGCAGCAGGCCAUUAUACAGGAAGAGUUGGCUCGCAUCGCACGCAAAGAGAGAGAGGCAGCGCGGCAGGACAUCACUCGAGCGGUGCAGAGAGAGCGAGUACAGACACGGCAGGAGUCUGAGAAAGUCAAACAGCUGCCUGCCUCUGAACUGGAUGCCUGGGGGAAACAGCUGGAGAAGAAGGAGGCGGAGCUGAAGGCGCUGGAUGCUUUCUACAAAGAACAGAUCACAAAUCUAGAGAAGAAGAAUGAGGAACGCUUCAGGAUGUCUGCUGAACAGUUUCACACUGCUGCAACCAGAAGUGAAGCCAAUAUAAAGCCACGUAAUGUGGAGCCAGUGUGUUCGACCCUGCAAGCUCAGAUCCUGAACUGCUAUAGAGAGAACCGCGAGCAGACACUUCAGUGUUCAGACCUGGCCAAAGAGUACAUGCAGUGCAUCAAUGCAGCUAAGAAGAAUCUGUUGGUGAAUCACGGAUAGAGAGUCAUUCACUUCGGCAGCGGCGCCAUCUUACUCGUCGCUCCAAUUCAUCUGUAUGUUGGGUUUCACGGGCCGCUUCAUCUUAAGCCUCUCCAUCCAAUUACCAUCUGAUCCCAGGGCUCGGAGUCGCACUCCAGUGUACUGAACAAGCUACAUAUUACAGGCCACUAUGAGUAUUCCAUUAUCUGUAACAGCGCAGAGAAUGGGAUCACCGCAAUGCAAGGCUUGAUUUUUAUAAGAGUACACUCAGGAAAUCCUGAUGCUUUUAUUUGUCAGGAUUUUAUUUAUGCAUUGUAUUUCGGCAAAAGCAUAUCUUCAUAAAUGGAUAACUGCCCAAA
Ctenopharyngodon idella (grass carp) is the source of this 1232-nucleotide messenger RNA. RefSeq names its product coiled-coil-helix-coiled-coil-helix domain containing 6a (gene chchd6a). Bases 151 to 894 code for a protein of 247 amino acids. NCBI's taxonomy places the organism in Eukaryota, Metazoa, Chordata, Actinopteri, Cypriniformes, Xenocyprididae. The transcript has 10 exons. The record is from RefSeq and is a predicted model, not a curated record. Gene Ontology annotation, cellular component: MICOS complex; mitochondrion.